AUGUUGCGCCGCCGCACGGGCAAGGACGAUGCCCCUUCCCGCGACGAUAGCAACAACAGACCCCGACUGAAUCGGAUUCAAACAGAAGAAGACAAGCUCCGCGCUGAGUUUGAUGGUGCAAAGGUCAAGCAGCUGGUCAUCCGGCCACGAAGCAAACGGCGCAAUGGAUUGAUCUUUGUUUUGGGUGGGCUGUUCGGCAUCUUCAUUGCCUUGUUCUUCGCGAAUCAACAAGAGGUCAUUUCCUUGGACUCUCUGAUGGACUUGAACCUUGAAUCGUUGAUCGAUGUCAUUCCUCAGGGGAUUGUGCGUGAUGCGAAGGAGUUCUCGCAACACGAACGCGGUGCCGUCAGUUAUGAUUCGUUUUCGGUCGGCCUACACCUUCAAUCCCAGGGAGUCAAAGCCAAACACCCUGUCGUGAUGAUUCCCGGAGUCAUUUCGACCGGUCUGGAGAGCUGGGGAACAGGAACCUCUUCGCGCCAGUAUUUCCGCCGGCGGCUCUGGGGCAGCUGGACCAUGAUGCGGGCACUGGUGAUGGACAAGGCGGAAUGGAAGAACCACAUCAUGCUCGAUCGGGAGACGGGUCUCGACCCGCCUGGCAUUAAGCUACGCGCAGCGCAGGGAUUCGACGCCACGGACUUCUUUAUUACGGGAUACUGGAUUUGGAAUAAGAUUCUCGAGAACUUGGCGACCAUCGGCUACGACCCGACCAAUGCGUUUACUGCAGCUUACGACUGGCGGCUUUCGUAUCCCAAUCUCGAAGUCCGGGACAAGUACUUCAGUCGGCUGAAGUCCUAUAUUGAAACAGCAGUGGAGGUACAGGGCGAGAAGAUCACCCUGGCAUCUCAUAGUAUGGGCUCGCAGGUGGUGUUGUACUUCUUCAAAUGGGUGGAAAGCGAAGAUCAUGGCAAGGGGGGCAAGGAUUGGGUCAAUAAGCACAUUGACUCGUGGGUGAAUAUCAGCGGGUGCAUGCUUGGUGCCGUCAAGGGAUUGACGGCCGUGCUGUCUGGCGAGAUGCGUGAUACCGCACAGCUGAAUGCCUUCGCCGUAUACGGACUGGAGAAGUUUCUGUCCAAAGAGGAGCGUGCAGAGAUCUUCCGUGCUAUGCCCGGUAUCUCCAGCAUGCUGCCGAAGGGCGGCGAAGCCGUUUGGGGCAACGCAACCUGGGCCCCCGACGACCAGCCCGGGCAGGCCGUCAGCUUCGGGAAUUUGCUGAAUUUCCGCGAGACCAACUCGUCCUGGACGAGCCGCAAUCUCACCACGUCCGAGAGUCUGCAGUACCUGCUGGACCAGAGUGAGGAUUGGUACCGAGACCAAGUGCUCGGCAGCUAUUCGCACGGUGUAGCGCAUACCACGCGCGAAGUGGAAGCGAACGAGAAAGACCCCCGAACGUGGCUCAACCCGCUCGAGGCGCGGUUGCCACAUGCACCUGAUAUGAAGAUCUACUGCUUCUAUGGUGUUGGUAAGCCGACGGAGCGCAGCUACUUCUACCAGGAGGAGCUUGACCCGCUGGUCAACCUCAAUGUCAGCAUUGACACCACUGUCACCAUUAACGAGAACAUCGAUCACGGCGUCGUGAUGGGCGAAGGAGAUGGUACCGUCAACCUCCUCAGCACGGGCUACAUGUGCGCCAAGGGCUGGCACAUCAAGCGGUAUAAUCCCGCUGGCUCGAAAAUCAAGGUCUUCGAGAUGCCCCACGAGCCCGACCGCUUCUCGCCCCGAGGUGGACCAAACACCGGCGACCACGUUGACAUCCUUGGCCGCGCCUCCCUUAACGACCUCAUUCUCCGCGUUGCCGGCGGUAAAGGCGACCAAAUCGAAGAGACCUUCAUCUCGAACAUCCGCGAGUACGCUGAGCGUGUACAGAUCUUUGACGAAUAA
Penicillium canariense is the source of this 1878-nucleotide messenger RNA. Its product is annotated as phospholipid:diacylglycerol acyltransferase. Gene Ontology annotation, biological process: lipid storage; triglyceride biosynthetic process. Lineage: Eukaryota; Fungi; Ascomycota; Eurotiomycetes; Eurotiales; Aspergillaceae. The transcript is spliced from 3 exons. Gene Ontology annotation, molecular function: phospholipid:diacylglycerol acyltransferase activity. The record is from RefSeq and is a predicted model, not a curated record. Gene Ontology annotation, cellular component: cytoplasm; perinuclear endoplasmic reticulum. The coding region runs from base 1 to 1878 and encodes 625 amino acids.